AUGCAAGGACAUCCCUUCUCGUUCCUGGCCUCCCAUGCCCCAAUAGCUGUCAUCCAAGCUCAACAGAGCCUGGCUUCCAACCAGCCAAUCAAGGUCUCAUUCCUCCUCGCUUUCCCUGCAGAUCCUCAUGCCCAUACUCGGUUUCCCUCGUCUAAGUUUCUCCUCUUCGAUGCGCCACAAAGUGCCCCGAUCUCACUUCUUCCAUAUUGCUUCAACUUACUUGGCACACCUAACCACCUUGCUAUGACCAGGCUCGUGCAAUGUUGUCCCACUUCACAGCUCGUGCGGCAUGCAAGUGACUGCAAGAACGCUCGUAAGCUCACAGAGCAUAUGCAAUGGUAUGUGCUCCUCUGCAAGGGACUCCUGACAGAAGAUCGUUCCCUUCAGCCACCCCAGCUACAAAGUGAAAGUGGCAACGGAAAUUUCCUCCCCCAGGACUCAGCGCCAGCAAGGGGUGACGAGGACGGCAUCCAUCCUACGGUGAGGAGCAUUGCUUCCACUAUAGUCGGGAAUCCAAUCCGGGUCAACAUGCAUCGGAAGCAUAGGUAUGCGGCGUUCGAGGUGCUGCCUUCGGGGAUAUUGUGUGUUGUUUGGUGCGUAGAUCAUUGUGGUUGUGAGGUUGCUGGGGAACUUGCAGGAGGAAGCUCGGAUGGUGCCUCGUUCCCGGGGCACGUGGCGGCCUUGCUGCCUGGAGCGGCUCGCCAGUUUGUUCCACGUGAAGGUGCAUCUCCGAAUUUGUGUUUGUGUAACGUGAAAUAUGAGGAGUCGAGAUGA
Molecule: messenger RNA, 774 nt
Organism: Aspergillus niger
Lineage: Eukaryota; Fungi; Ascomycota; Eurotiomycetes; Eurotiales; Aspergillaceae
Exons: 4
Coding region: 1-774 (257 amino acids)
Source: RefSeq, a predicted model, not a curated record